AUGCAUGGAAUACAUAACAAUAUCAGCGUUGUGGAGUCAUGGAGUUCAGCAGUGACACAUAUAAAUUCACGCUGUGGCUUUUGCGCAGCAACCUUCACCAAAUGGGCAGACAGAAAUAGCCACCUUGCACGCCAUUUUCGAGAGGGCUUCUUGAUGAAGGACUGGAAAGGCUGCCGCGGUCUCGAUCCUGCCGUGGCCCUCGCCGUUGAGAAUGCCAUGCCGCCUUACCUCAUUGGCGCUGAAUCCACUGGCAUCCUUCCAUUUAGUGCUUCAAAUCGAUGCUCAGAUACCAAUAUUGCUCAUCACCAGGCCGAUGUGAAUGAGCGCUGUUUGCAAGAAGGAAACCCCCAACCCACUCCGUUUGAACUGUUAACAGAACGCUUGAUCCGCUUCGUACAGGAGAGGCAGGCGAUCGGAGUUCCUAUCACUGAUGAUGCUAUUCAGCGAGAAGCACGGUCCUUUGUCUAUGGCGAUGAAGACCCUUGGAACCAAACUGCAGCAGAUAAUCCUGACUGGCUGCAAAUGUUUAAAGAUGGUAUGGGUUUAGGUCCUCCUUUGUCAUCUACAGAUCCCGGUGCAACUGGGGUGUCGCCUGGGGGAUCCUUUCCGCUCCCAUGGACAACGAAUAUGGCGGGUAGCGAUGGACCACAAGGGCAAUCUAGCUCUUGUAUUCCCACUCUUGAAUCGCAGAAGGACCCGUGGAUGCCUUGGGCAUGGCAAAGCCCUGAAUGCCUUGCAGAGUUUCGCAGGUCCAAUGACUCUUGA
Molecule: messenger RNA, 765 nt
Organism: Penicillium griseofulvum
Lineage: Eukaryota; Fungi; Ascomycota; Eurotiomycetes; Eurotiales; Aspergillaceae
Product: DNA-binding domain-containing protein
Exons: 1
Coding region: 1-765 (254 amino acids)
Source: RefSeq, a predicted model, not a curated record